GCAGUAGCACCACAGUAGCACGCUGCUUUUCGAGCAGUUCACAUCUCACGCUUCAUAUCUAAACAAAAAAAAAAAAUACUCAAGUUUCAACUCUUCAUAAAUAAACUACAAGUAUUGGUUUUACAAAAGAGAAGAUUGUCUGGAAAAUAUAACUCUGUGUUAUACUUUCAACGAGAAUAUUUCAACAUCAUAACAUUGUAUAUAUAAGAAAUAUGCACAAGUUCCUCGAAAAAGAAUUCAUCAAGUACUCGUUGAAAAAAAGAUAAUGUAAUUUUUUUUCUUCUUCUUUUGAUAAAAUUUUUGAGUAAACAAAAAAAAAUGAGUUUUAAAAAAUUAACGAAAUUAAGGAAACCUAAAAUCCCUCCUACAUUAAAUAUCCAGGAACCCAUUGAGGACGAAGAACUGAAACUCAAGACUGAUAGAAAAUUAAAAAAUGAAUAUCUUCUAUAUGAGGCUGUGAUAAAAAAUGAAGCGGACUCUGUUCGCAAAGUGCUCAAAGAGACUGUCGACGUAGAUACCAGAAACAAUUAUGGUCGUGCCCCCAUUCAUUUGGCAGCAUCGAAAGGAAACACAGAAAUUAUUGAAAUGCUGAUGCAGUACAAAUGUGAUAUUGAAGUAAUAGAUAAGAAUGGAAUGCGACCACUACACAUGGCUGCAUGGCAUGGUCAUCGGGAAGCUGUGAAAAUGCUGAUAAAUGCUGGAGCAAAUAUAUCGGCAGUAAAUAAGAAAGAAUGUACUCUUCUUAUGUGUGGUGCCCGAGGUGGAAGUGCAGGUGUUGUAAACUAUCUCGCCGAAGCUUUAGAGUCAUUAAAUGGGGACGCGACUGAUUGCACAGGAGCAACUGCAAUUCAUCACGCGGCCAAUGCUGGCCAUCCUUCUACAAUAACAGCCCUCUCAAAUAUUCCCGGAAUAAAAUUGGAAGCAAAGGACAAGAAUGGACAAAGUGCUUUGCACUGUGCGUGCUCAGGGGGCCAUUUCGAAGCCGUGGAAGUAUUGAUAGGACUUGGUGCUUACGUGGAUGCUCAAGAUAAUGAGGGAAACACACCUUUGCACGUGACUACGAGAAACAGAGAUACAGAGAUAGCUCAACUUCUUUUAAAAGUUGGCGCAAACACUGAACUCACUGACGAGAGAGGAGUUACUCCGCUUCAUGUAGCUGCUAGCCAAGGAGUCAAGGGAAUACUCGAAUCGAUUAUUCAACACGGAGGUUUGCUCAACAAGCAGUGCAAGAAUGGUAAUACACCACUACAUUUGGCCUGCGAAAGUAAUCAAGUUGAUACCGUCGAAAUUCUUAUUAAUAAAGGUGCUGAUUUAAACAGUCUUAAUUCGAGAUUACAAUCUCCAAUACACAUAGCAGCCGAAAUGGGACACAUGGAAAUUUGCAAACUCUUAUUAAAAGCAGGUGCAAAUAUUCAACAACGCGAGAAGAGUGGAAAAACACCUCUUUACAUCGCUGCUCGUGGUAGUUUUACAGCAAUCGUUGAUAUGAUCAUCAAGACAGCAAGAUUGGAUUAUCCAACUCCGGAAGAUACAAAUUCUGAUAAAGAAUUAACGCCAGCGAGAAGACGUUGGAGAGAGGAUACAAGAGGAAGCAUGUCCAAUAAUAAUGGCAGCUUACCUGAUCAUAUAAGAUCCGCUCUUUGGAAAUUGGCCUAUAAACAAUUAGAUUCCGGAGAUUGGAAAAAACUAGCUCUCCAUUGGGCCUUCAAUCACGACCAAAUCGAUGCAAUUGAACAUCAAUAUACAGAUGCGCUCGUAGGUCCUUCGAGUUACAAGGAGCAUGGAUACCGGAUGCUGUUAAUCUGGGUUUCCGGCCUUAAUCCCGAGGUCAAUAUCAUGAAAGAACUACUUGAAGCUCUAUGUGCAAUUGGCAGGAAGACAGCCGCUGAAUCCAUCCGCAAACAUCAGGACAAAGCAUUCGAGGAAAAGUCAAAAUCGAGCAAACAACAUUGUCAUAGAUGUACAAUAACGUAAAUAUGAAUUUCAAUUGAAAAAGAUACAUUGGUUGUUCAAAACAAAAAAAAACAAAAAAGUGAAUCUCGUUUCUUUUAUGUAUUAUUUUUUCCAUUUAAAAAAAAAAUUGAUAAAAAAACAACAGACUUCUCUAUAACGUUAUGAAAUGAAAAAUUCAAUAAAAGAUAAAAUUUCAUAAAAGUGCGAAUAUUUUUCAGAAUAUAUUCGAAACAUUGAAAUUGGAUGUGUAUUGUAUAUGUACGCUUAUACAUUUAGCUAUUUCUUUUAUGUUAAACAAUCGUAUAUACCUAUUUAUUAAUUUACUUUAUGUAAAAUUUAAAAUUAUAAAAUUAAUUUCUUUUUUCAACAAAAUUUUACACUUUAACCUACUGGAAUUUUUUUCUUCGUAACUUUAUUACAAUAACUUUUUUUUUAUAAUGGAAAACGGUUCAAUUCUCAAUGUGCAUUGAAAAAAUAAAUUAAAAAAAAAAAUUUAUAAAAAGCUGCUUGAAAAAUCCAUGACAUAUUUAUAGAGAGAAUAUAAUAUAAUAUAUAUGAAACUCUACGCCAGUAAAAAAAUCGCUUUUUAGCUCGAUUGUUUCUAAAAUGUGAAAAAAAACUAACAAUCAAUGUUCCAAAAAAAGCAAGUAAACAAUUUGAAAAUGAAAAAAUAACUAGUUAUUAUAUUAAUGAAAUUUUUGAACUCAAUGUCUUUUUCGAAUAAACAAAAAAAGGUCCAAAAUUGUAAAUAUGUAUGCUUUUGGUGUACCGUAUAUAUAAUAAAUUUACUUCUUUACUGAA
Messenger RNA from Leptopilina boulardi, 2754 nucleotides. RefSeq names its product ankyrin repeat and death domain-containing protein 1A-like. The transcript is spliced from 14 exons. The coding region runs from base 319 to 1974 and encodes 551 amino acids. Gene Ontology annotation, biological process: signal transduction. Gene Ontology annotation, molecular function: protein binding. Lineage: Eukaryota; Metazoa; Arthropoda; Insecta; Hymenoptera; Figitidae. The record is from RefSeq and is a predicted model, not a curated record.